Messenger RNA from Rhagoletis pomonella (apple maggot), 1029 nucleotides. RefSeq names its product glutathione S-transferase E14 (gene GstE14). The record is from RefSeq and is a predicted model, not a curated record. NCBI's taxonomy places the organism in Eukaryota, Metazoa, Arthropoda, Insecta, Diptera, Tephritidae. Gene Ontology annotation, molecular function: glutathione transferase activity. Gene Ontology annotation, biological process: glutathione metabolic process.
CUAUUGGCUUAAUACAAGAAUCUCACUUGCAUUAGCAAAAAAUGUCGAAAUUAGUAUUGUAUUACGACGAUGUUAGUCCACCGGUACGCAGUUGUCUGCUGCUUAUCAAACUGCUGGACUUGGAUGUGGAAUACAAAUUUGUGGAUUUGUUCAAGGGCGGUCAACUUGACAAGGCUUUCUUGGAGUUAAAUCCAAAUCACACAGUGCCUACUCUGGUUCACGAUAACCUGAUUAUUACCGAUAGUCAUUUGAUACUUAUGCAUCUUUGUGAGAAAUUUGAAAACGCCAGCGAAGAUGAGGCAUUAUGGCCGCGAAAUUACGAGCAGCGCAUUCGUGUAUGGAAUUUGCUGUUUUUUGAGUGCUCAGUGCUUUUUCGAAGAGACAGCGAGUUUUUGUCCGGCAUUGUUCGUGGUGGCUUCAAAAGUGUUGAUUUACCGCUGCACGAACGUAAACUGCUAGAGGCCUAUACUAUGAUGGAGACAUAUCUGCGAAGGCACAAAUAUAUGGCCGCUGAUCAUUUGACUAUUGCUGACAUAUCCAUCGUAACCACAUUGAGUACGGUGAAUCUAAUGUUUCCGAUUGCCGCUGGCGCCACAGACAAAUGGCCUCUAUUGAAUGAUUGGUUCGCGCGCAUGCGAGCAUUGCCGAUAUAUCAUAUCAAUGAGACUGGUCUGGAAAAGCUACGCGUUGUCAUCGAGCGAAUUGGCAAAUUUAAAUUUCCAACAAGCGAAAUUGCGACACCACCCGAAGAGGAGCAGGAGCCCAAGGAGGAACCUAAGACAGAAGAAGCGAAUGUUGUGAGCCAAGAAAAUGAUGAAGACAAUAGGCGAGAAAAUACUCCAAAUGUGGAUUAGUUUAAAUUCACUGAGAUUUACCGAAAUUUUGAAAUAUAUUUUCUUUACGGUUUUCAUAAAUUUCAUAUGAAGGAACUGCUUAAAUUAUUUAAGUGAAAUGUAUUAAAGAUUGAUUUAAAUCGUUUUAGUAAGUAAUAGAGCAUAAAUUCGGAUUAAAGAGAACGAUUUUCAGAAA